AUGGCCUCGUCCUCGUCGUCCUCAUCGGCGGCAUCCUCCCUUCCCAUUCCCCCCAAGCUUGCCACUCCUCAGUCCGUCAAGGGCCCUGGUGGUAGCUCGGCAUCGAUGGACGAGGUCGUCUCCUUCUACAAGGCGCUGCCCAAGGGAGAGGUCAAGCUCAAGAAGGGACCCUUCUCCAACCCGGGUAACGGCAGGCCCUUGGUCAUCGGCAUCGCCACUCUCUUCCUGGUCGGCUACACCAUGGACUACCACAUGCACCUCAGUAAGUAG
Messenger RNA from Jaminaea rosea, 270 nucleotides. RefSeq lists its product as hypothetical. The transcript is spliced from 2 exons. The record is from RefSeq and is a predicted model, not a curated record. Gene Ontology annotation, biological process: proton motive force-driven ATP synthesis. Bases 1 to 270 code for a protein of 89 amino acids. NCBI's taxonomy places the organism in Eukaryota, Fungi, Basidiomycota, Exobasidiomycetes, Microstromatales.